CAGCAAAGCCGUUGCGCCGCCGCAUAAAUGAUCAGUACGAGCAGCAGCAUGAGGUCACAGGAGGGGCCAGCAGCAGCGGGGGGGCUGUCGCGACCCAAAAACAAUGCGAGCAGCACACAGCUGACCCCAGAUGAAAAUGAUGCCGUUUUCCGGCUCUUGGGCCGCAAGUGCCAGACCUUGAAUACUGCCGUUGUGCAGAUCUACAAGACGGAGGGAAAUGCCCAUUCCCAUUGGAAGAAGAAGUAUACGGGCGUCGUUUGCUUUGUGAAGGAUAGCGCCAUACGAUCCUAUUUUCUGCGCGCCUAUUGCCUGAUUAAAAACGAACUGAUCUGGGAGCAUGAGGUCUACGAUGGCAUACAGAUUGUCAAGUCGCGACCCUUUCUACUUACCUUCGAGGGCAGCGACGGUAAUGUGGGCUUGAACUUCAUCUCGGAAGAUGAAUGCGAUUCGUUCUUUCGCACGAUGGACGCCACAAUUGAGACACGCAAUCGGAAGCGCUUGGAAAAGCGAUCCCGCCAGAAAUCGCAACAGGCGCCCAAUGUACCAAUGCCGCCUGUACCGCGAGAGCCAGCGCGUCCGCCUGCCAUGCAGGGCAAGAUGAGCACGACGUCGACGGCGGCGGAUAGCGGUGCUGUGCAGCUGCGCAACAAUAAGAUCAGUUCGGUUAGGUUAACGCCAGCACCAGCGCCGGCGCCCACAAAGAACUUCUUGUCCAGCAACUUUGGACUGAGCGGUUCGGCGGGCAAAAAUAAGAAGCCCAAGGUGACCAAAAAGGACAUUAGCACACCAAUGAAUUUCGUGCACAUCAGCCAUGUCGGCUGGGAUGCGGACAAGGGUUUCGAUCUGACGGGCAAUGAGAGCGACGAGAUGCUCACCAAGUUCUUUGCCAAGGCAGGCGUUUCCGAAACGCAACUAAACGAUCGGGAUACGCGUGCCUUCAUCUAUGACUUUAUACAGAGCAAUAAUGUACUGGCCUCGGUUAAGCAGGAGGAGAUUGAAUCGCCAACGGAAAGUGAACCAGCGCCCACAACACAUAUGCCGCCGCCGGUGCCCAGUCGUCAUCCCCAUCAUUCAACAAAUGGCAACCAAAGAUCUGCACCACCGCCACCACCGGCGCGGCAGCAGCCUACCCCAAUGGCAACGGUAGCAACGCGCGCACCUCCACCACCCAGCAGACCGCCACCCAUUAAUAUGGCACCGCCGCCACCACCACCAUCAGCGGUUUGUCCACCAGCAGCAGCGCCGCCGCCACCACCGCCGCCAGCACCACCAGCGGUAGCGCCGCCGCCACCUCCGCCACCCCCACCCAUGCCCGUGGCGGAGAUGCCAAUCAUCCCAGCGACGCAGGCUACAGCUCAGGCGAGCAAAGCCCAGGCGCCGUCAGCAGAGCCAGAUGCGCGCAAUGCGCUAAUGGAUGCCAUACGCAAGGGCAAACCGUUAAAGUCAGUUGAGCCUGUAAGCACGAGCAGCAGCAGCAGCGAUCCCCGUAACGAUCUGUUGGGUCAGAUACGCGGAGGCUUUGCUCUCAAGCCAGUGUCGGAACGUGUACUGUCCGAUCAGGCCAUGGAAGGCAGAACGGCCCAAAAGUCUGAUGCUUUGGCAGAUGCACUGAAUGCUGCACUUAAGGCACGUGCCGCAGUCAUUCAGUCGGACGACGAAGAGGAAGGAACUUCUUCGGACAACGAUGAAUGGUCCGAUUAGAUUAUCAAAUCUAUAGUGGUGACUCGAGUUGAUCGAUGAUGAUGUGUGGCAAAUAUUAUUCCAAAUAUAAGCAAUAAUUUAAUUAUGAUCUAUCGCCAUCGAUAAAUCGCUGUAAAUACUGUUUAGUGAAUUUUCAUACCUCUUUAAUUUAACAUUAAUCUAUUAUAAACGAACAAAAAGAAACACAAACAAAACAAUCUAACUAAUUAUUACAAGUAUGCACAGUAUAAACAGCAUAAUGCUACGUAUUGUUUUUUCAAGUUCAUCUAUGCAUAUCCACCCUUCAAUUGCUCAAAAAUCAAAUUCAUAAUCAAAAAGAAAAAGGAAAAUUACUUAAAUUAUUACAAUAAAAACAGCAAUAAUAUUUAUGUACAUACAUAGGAAUAUGUAUCAUGUGUAUUGCCACAACAAUAAUCGUAAACU
Molecule: messenger RNA, 2124 nt
Organism: Drosophila grimshawi
Lineage: Eukaryota; Metazoa; Arthropoda; Insecta; Diptera; Drosophilidae
Gene: WASp
Product: neural Wiskott-Aldrich syndrome protein
Exons: 6
Coding region: 28-1701 (557 amino acids)
Biological process (GO): actin filament organization
Molecular function (GO): actin binding
Source: RefSeq, a predicted model, not a curated record